Schistocerca gregaria is the source of this 972-nucleotide messenger RNA. RefSeq lists its product as uncharacterized. Gene Ontology annotation, biological process: reciprocal meiotic recombination. The coding region runs from base 1 to 972 and encodes 323 amino acids. Gene Ontology annotation, cellular component: synaptonemal complex. The transcript has 2 exons. NCBI's taxonomy places the organism in Eukaryota, Metazoa, Arthropoda, Insecta, Orthoptera, Acrididae. Gene Ontology annotation, molecular function: ubiquitin protein ligase activity. The record is from RefSeq and is a predicted model, not a curated record.
AUGAAAUGCAACGUUUGUUGGAUUACGUUUUCAAGUAUUGACAAGGUAUACGUAACUCAAUGCUCGCAUCUCAUUUGCCACGACUGUGCUUCAAAAUGUUUUAGUCUAUCAGCGUGCUGUCCUAUCUGCGAUACUAAGCUCGACAUUGAUGACCUCGCACUCAUCGAAUUGGCACCGUCUGCCGAGAAACUCAAAGCCCUUUGCGGGUUGGACCCUUGCUUCGUCCUUCAAAUCGCUUCAAGAGCCAUCGAUUUUUACAAUUUUCAACAAGAACUCGUCACCAAACAUGACAGCCAAGAAAUCAGUGACUUGAAGCGUCAAAUUCAACACAUAAGUCAGAAGCACGUAAACAUUAUAAAAGACCUCAACGCACAAAUUAAUUCUUUGAGUUCCAAGCUAGAGGCUACCAUUAUAGAAAGAAACGCACAACAAAAAACGAUCAUUGAUUUGCAAAAUAAAAUCGAAAAAGAGUCAAAUAAUUUCUUGACCUCGUUUUCGUGUGACAGUUACAGUUCAUUAGAAAAAAGCAAAAGUACAGCAUCCCCAGGGCUACUUUCGCUGAGGGAUAACAUAAAUCAAAAUAUCCACAAUACCGUCAAUUCGUCCUUUAUCAAAACACAAAUUGGCCCAACUCCUAGUUGGCUUGACAAAAGUGGCGCAGAUGACGAAUUUUGUGAGCUUCUCCCAGAAACGGCUAUAAACGCUACAUCAUCAACUGACAGGAGUCAAGAUUACAAAUCGCCGAAUAGCACAUCUAAUCAUCUUGCAAAGCAGUCUGUGCUUUUUCCAAGCCAGGACGUCUAUAACGAUAAUUCGAGCAAAUCACUUUCCUGGAAAGGAGCUGAUUUGCCUUCUGCUCGUUUCCCCCCGCGACUUGAAUUACUCAAAAAUGUGCAUCUCCAAAGACCUGCGACGCCCUUCCUACAAAAGCUUUCAAAUAUUCAGGAAUCGAGCGUUUUUGGAUCAAUUUAA